AUGCUAAUGCCACCACUCUCCCGGCGCUUGCUCCCUCUCAUCUUCCUCACCAUCACCCUGCGGCUGGCCUACCUCAUUCUCGUGCACUCGCACGACUCCGUGCUCGCCGCGCAGCGCCUGCUGCCCGCCAUCUACCACCCGGACUUCUACUACGUCAUCGUGAACGAGCUCGACGGGCUGCAGGAGCUGCUGGCCUUCGGGCCGUGGGACUACGCGAUCAACCUCUCGGGCGACUCCUACCCGCUGGUGAGCCAGGCCCGCCUGGUGGAGCGGCUGGCCUACUGGCGCGGGGCCAACUUCGUGGUCGACGGCGGCGAGCGGCCGGAGCGGGCCAACGAGGUGCCGGCCUUCAAGGCCGAGCGGCUGGCCGUGGUCAAGAGCUGGCCCACGGGGGUCACCCAGCCCGACCAGUUCGGGUCCCAGUGGUUUGUGCUGACGCGCGAGUUCGUCGAGUACGCGCUGACGUCGGCGUUCGCACGCAACGUGCUGGUGGCGAUGGCCGCAGACAAGGCGCAGAUACCCGACGAGUCGUACUUCCAAGUCGUGCUCAUGAACAGUCCCUUCAACAUCACCGUGAGCCAGCGAAAGCCGGGAGCACGCCCGCUCCCGUGCUUCUUCGGUCCGAAGGACUUCGAGGCGCUGGUCGAGUCGGACUGCGUCUUCACGCGCAAGAUGCACCCCGAGGUGUCGGGAGACCUCUACGCCAUGCUCGACCAACAUAUUAGCACCCAAUAA
Messenger RNA from Acanthamoeba castellanii str. Neff, 735 nucleotides. Its product is annotated as xylosyltransferase I, putative. The transcript has 5 exons. NCBI's taxonomy places the organism in Eukaryota, Discosea, Longamoebia, Acanthamoebidae. The record is from RefSeq and is a predicted model, not a curated record. Gene Ontology annotation, cellular component: membrane. Gene Ontology annotation, molecular function: protein xylosyltransferase activity. Gene Ontology annotation, biological process: heparan sulfate proteoglycan biosynthetic process; chondroitin sulfate proteoglycan biosynthetic process. Bases 1 to 735 code for a protein of 244 amino acids.